GGAGGAGAACUCGCCAGAAUACGGUGUUAGAAACGCCGCUGGGAUUAAGUUGCGCGUCUUCGCCGCUCCGCUCGCCGUUAUGGGGAUAGACCGGCGGCGGAGAGCCUCGCUGGCUCUCACCUUGAACUUCCUCGCCCUGUUCCUCGCCGUGUCGGCUCUCACCACCAGCUACUGGUGCGAGGGCAUGCGGAAAGUGGUGAAGCCGUUCUGCACCGGGCCGGUCACCACCAAGCAGUCGUUCUGCAUCAGGUUCAACAGCUCCAACAUCAACGACACCCGGCUGGUGCAGUACAUCUGGGAGACCGGGGAGGAUAAGUACCUGAUGAGGAAGUUCCACACCGGCAUCUGGUUCUCCUGCGAGCAGAACGUCAACAUGACCGGUGAAAACUGCAGAAGUUUCCUAUAUGUUGCACCUUCCAAUGAAAGAGGAGUGCUAUGGCUGUGCAUUGUUGCAGAGUGCCUGUACAUCCUCCUGCUGGCCACCGGGGGCAUCCUCAUGUCGAUAGAGGUGUGCCACUUUGGCAGUGUCAUCGACGGCCUAAAACUCAAUGCCUUCGCUGCCAUAUUCACUGUCCUCUCAGGUUUGUUAGGUAUGGUGGCCCACAUGAUGUACACCACGGCCUUUCAGCUGACUGUCAGUCUGGGUCCAGAGGACUGGAAACCGCAGACAUGGGACUACAGCUGGUCAUACAUCUUGGCAUGGAGUUCCUUCACGGCCUGCAUGGCGUCCUCAGUCACCACCAUCAACCGCUACACCAAAACCAUCCUGGAGUUCAAGCACAAGCGCAGGAACAUCGAGAAGAACCUGAAGAUCAAGCAGAAGCUGCUGGAGCUGGACUCUCCGGAGCAGGUCUGGGACAUGUACAUCAGCUCGGUUCCCAGCACGGCUGAGGAGUUGCUGGACCUGUCGUCCAACGGCCGCAAACUCUCCAACACCUCUGUCUUCCUGGACCUCAAUGACCUGCCCGACCCACAGGGAGAGGAGUACUGCUGAAGUUGCUACGUGAAGCAUUCUGAAACAUCAAUACAUCAUUGUCAAGUGAAUCACGAUAUAUAUAAACAAGGCCAUCGUUGAAAAGAGUUAUUAGUCUUUAUCUCUCACCAUGCCAGCAUUAGACAAAAUUAAGACAUUUCUUUGUUACCUCCUCUCGCAAAGAGGAUGCUACCUCUUCAUUUUUUCCCCUCCACUUUCACUGAAGAUGAUAAACAUGUUGGACACGACUCUUCCCUAAGAGCUUCUUUGCUCCCAUCAUCUGUCGAAAACUCUUAAAGUUAUAGCUCCUUUUCCUCUGAAAGUGCAGUACCAUCCUCCACAGUUUCCCUGGUAGCACAUAAUGUACAUGCAGUUUAAGGCCAAUAGAGGCUGCCAGCCAUAUCAGCGAUGGUCUUAUUUGUUUAAUUUGUUAAUGAUUUAUUGAUGUUAAAAUGUGACACUUGACACUUUUAACCAUUGUUCCAACAAGGGGUCUGGGGGUCAAUCCCUUGCCACUGAAUGUUGACUGUUCUUACCGCUGUGAGGAAAAAGAAGAGAGAAGCUGAGGAUGGGACCAGACCUCCAAGCCAAAAGAGCACAGGUUUCUACCCCGACUCCUCACCACAAAACCCUGAGCCAAAUAGCAAGGGGGGCCCUGACCUCUCUGUGUGCCCCCAUUCCUCUCAACCCACCUGCCUCAGUCCCCUCAUGCUCCAGCAUAUUCAGUAUUCAAAGCUGGCAGACUCAAGUGACUCUCAAGGCUUUUGGCUUGCUACCCAUUUGCUGUGGAUUUUGUUCUUUGAGGAGAAUUGUACAAAGCUGUUAAAGCUGAGUGUCCCUGACUUUACUUGAGUGUGUGUGAGGGCGCCAGUUUGAGUAUGUGAAAUAUUUUGCCUUUUAGAAAUUAUUCAGUAUAGCAUCAGAAAGGGGAGAUUUUCUCCCCCCUUGAUCAUUCCGUUACGCUUACCAGAAAUCCACCAAUUGACCAAGAUCGAACUCCUGGACUGAUUAUGAAUAUUGUGCACUGCCAGCCAACCAACAUGUGAACCAGAUAGCACUGAGUAGCUUAACAUGCACCUCAUCAAGUUGUUAUCCCAGUAAUUAAGCAGAUUUGCAGUGUUCACAGAGUUUUCCCUCACACUCCCCACUGAACACACAAAGUGUUUUUUAGGAGAUCAGCUUUCUAUCACUGGAGAGAGAUGAUGGGUAAAAAGGAGGUUGCUAAUAACAGAGGAUCGAUGUGAGGAUUGAUGUUUUACCCGCAGAGGAAUAAAGAGUGUAGAUGUGUUGAAUAUGAGGGGUACAUGGGUGGAGGACGCCUAGGCCAUGCUGAGUGCCUUUGAUUACAGCAGCAUGCCUCUGAUCAAACAGCAUGCUCUGUGCUCACAACAUUUUAAUGAGGGGAAUGCUACUUCUCUGACUAAUAAUGCUCCAGAGGAUCCGUGUAGCUGUCUGUGCAAACUGCCAAAUCUCAUCAGUGAGAGGAGCGCGCCUCUUUUGAAGCUUUCUAAGUAACUUUUACUUGAUAAGGGGCAAAGUGCUGUGGGUACUUUUCUCAGUCAGUGUACCUUACUUCAAGUCAGGUGCUUCAUGUUGAAUUAUAUCAGAGCAUAGAAGAAAACUAUAGUGACAGAGUGACAGAGAUAAGGGUAGUUGCUUAUUUAGAAGUAUUUUCAAGUGCAUUUGAAAAUGUAUAACGUAUAUUUGUGUACUUUAUUUAUUUGUUCAAUUCAAAGUGAAACGUAAUGUAGACCAUUUUAACAGUUUGCUUUACUCUAGUUAAGUUUUAAGUUCUUUUUUUCCUUUAUUCUGGGUUACAGUAAAUAUAAGUAAAGCAUGGAUUGUUGUGUCCUUAUGUGUAUGUCAUAGACUUAUUUGUAGAGGCACUUUUUGUGUAGUGUUUUUUGUUAUAUUUAUGUGUGUAAUUAUGUACAACCAAGCAGAUAUUAAUAUGAAUAAAAUUAUGAAUUUCUAAGAGAAUAUAUUAUUUAAAGCUGA
Molecule: messenger RNA, 2971 nt
Organism: Myripristis murdjan (pinecone soldierfish)
Lineage: Eukaryota; Metazoa; Chordata; Actinopteri; Holocentriformes; Holocentridae
Gene: gsg1l2b
Product: gsg1-like 2b
Exons: 5
Coding region: 80-994 (304 amino acids)
Cellular component (GO): plasma membrane
Source: RefSeq, a predicted model, not a curated record